Spinacia oleracea (spinach) is the source of this 1823-nucleotide messenger RNA. RefSeq lists its product as uncharacterized. NCBI's taxonomy places the organism in Eukaryota, Viridiplantae, Streptophyta, Magnoliopsida, Caryophyllales, Amaranthaceae. The record is from RefSeq and is a predicted model, not a curated record. The transcript is spliced from 6 exons. The coding region runs from base 16 to 1266 and encodes 416 amino acids.
UCUAAAACACCUUCAAUGGCCAGACACCAAAGUCCACGCCGUUCUCCUCGGUUGGCUCACAUUGAAAUGCCUUCUUUUAACUUAUUCUCCUCACCACUUCCUCCUACUCCUCCUUCUGUUCCUCCUCUCCCUCCUCCUCCUCCUACUCAUACACAUUUUUAUCCCCGUUUGGUCAACAUUCCCCCUUCUUCUCCUGGCCCUUCUGUUAGGCAUGCUGCCAACACUCAACCUUCUCGCCGUUUUUCGCCUCGUCUCAAUAACGCUCCUGUUGUGCAUUCAGUGUCUCCCACAAUAGUCGAUGUCAUCGACUGUGACAUAAAAAUCUUUAAGAAAAGGGAAGGAAACCCAUCUUUUUUGUAUAGAUCCCCAUUCAUUAAUAGGCACGUGAAUGUCUUACGGGAUCUAACGCAAAAGGAAAGGUGUAUGGCAGACUGGGUAUUUGCUGAUUUAGAGAAAAGUGAGAAGCUGUUUAAAGAUAAAUACAUGUUCAUUACACGUGAAGAUUUAAACACCUUGUCAUCAGAAGACGGGAUUUCAGAAAAAGUGGUGGAUUUGUGGGCACAUCUAUUAAACGUCGGGGAGAAGAAAAGAGGUUCUAGCUCUAUUUCAAGAUAUUUUGUUCCCAUGCCACACAUGAUGUUGUUGUACCUUUCACUCAAUUCUUAUGGUGAAUUCUGCAAAUUAUUAGAACAAGAUCUCCCUUCUGCAAAUAUUGAUAUCACAAAAGUACAACUUACGUGUUUCACAAUUCAAGACCCUCGGUGUCCAUACAUGUUCUAUUUCAACUUUAAACGACAAACAAUUGACAUCAUCACAGUAACAAGUCUGAAUCCAGAGACUUUUAGUGAAGCAAAAACACUGGUAAAUCAAAAUCAUUUUUUCUUUGUUUUUUCCUUCGAUUUUUCUUAUAAAUGUCAUGUGUUUUUCUGUAUUUGGAAACAUUUCCAGGCUAAAGCUUUGUCAAAGCAUUUCAAAGGGAAGAAGAAUAAUAAGGCUAGUAAAGUAACAUCUUUCAAGGUUCAAGAAUUUGUUUUGGAAUGGGAAAAACCAAAAGAAUGGUGUGAUGUUGGACUUUAUUUGAUGAGGUAUAUGGAAACAUAUAAAGGAGAUAUGAAGGCAUGGGAUCCACAAUUGAAACUUCAAACUGAUGCAUUUCUGAAGAAAUUGAGAGUUAAAUAUUGUCAUUCAAUCUUGACCAGUGAAGUCAAUUCUUUGAAGGAAACAAUUGAAAAGAAGUGGAGAGAAUUCCAAAAACUAAAAAUCUAAUGUCCAUGCAGUCAAAACUCAGAAGAAAUGGAAUGCACCUCCCAUGUGUGGGGAGCUUCAGAUUUUGGUCUGAAUGUGAAGAUUGCUGUUGGUGUAUUGUUUAAGGAUUUCUGAUUGGAUUUGUAACUUUUUGAAGCUCUUCUGGAUAGCUGAUGGUGCGAGCUCAUGGUUUCAUUGCUUUACAGGUUGAAGCCUUAGGUAUUCUAUGUGCGUGGUUUGCAAGCAGCAUGCAGAGAUGAUGUUUGAAGCAUUAAAAUCUACACUGACUUUGCUAAUGUUAUUGCAGUCAGGAAGAAAUAACCUUUUUCUGCAAUGUUUUAUUAGUAAGAUUUGCUAGGUUGUUUGUUCUUGAAGCGCGUCUCUUAGCCACUAAGCUAGACAGAGCAAGGGAUACUGAUUGUAUCUUCCUGUUUGUAAUUAAUGAGACAAUGCCUUAAACUAGGAAGAUUAGGUAGCAUCUUAAUAUUCUAGCCUUUGUUUAAUGAUAUUUGAACGUUGCUAUGUGCCCGUUAAUAGUCUGCUUCAAAAUUGAGUGUAAACCAGACUUUGAUGUCUUA